This is a messenger RNA of Oryza brachyantha (malo sina), 1947 nucleotides long. Its product is annotated as MLO-like protein 1. The record is from RefSeq and is a predicted model, not a curated record. The transcript is spliced from 13 exons. The coding region runs from base 37 to 1530 and encodes 497 amino acids. Gene Ontology annotation, biological process: defense response. Gene Ontology annotation, cellular component: membrane. NCBI's taxonomy places the organism in Eukaryota, Viridiplantae, Streptophyta, Magnoliopsida, Poales, Poaceae.
GCGGGCAGCACGCCGCCGCCUAGCUUGGAGGGGGAGAUGGGGGCGGCGGCGGAGGAGGAGCAGUCGCUGGCGCUGACGCCCACUUGGGUGGUCGCCGGCGUCUGCCUCGUCAUCGUCGCCAUCUCGCUCGCCGUUGAACGCCUCCUCCACCGCCUCGGCAAGGUGCUAAAAUUCAAUGGCCAAGAAGCACUGUUUUCCGCUCUUCAGAGGGUCAAAGAAGAGUUGAUGCUUCUGGGUUUCAUUUCCUUCCUACUAAGCGUCUUCCAAAAAUUUAUCAAUCACAUUUGCAUCCCGGAGAGUGCUGCACGUCUCAUGCUUCCAUGCAUGAGAGAGACGUCUGAGGCCACAGGAGAUGCUGCCAAACUUUGCAAGCGAAAGGGUGAAGUUCCUAUGCUAUCUGAAGAGGCUUUGCAUCAGCUGCACAUCUUUAUCUUUGUCCUUGGUGUGGUCCAUGUUGUGUUUUGUGUUACAACAUUGUUACUCGGUGUAGCCAAGAUGAAAAAAUGGGAGAAAUGGGAGAAAGAUAUUCAACAAGGAAGAAUUAAGGAGCGCCCAAAGCAGUCAGACUGGAUGAAAUUUGUUGUUGUAAGAUGGACUAUUUCAUUCUUGAAGCAGUUUUAUGAUUCUGUUGGUAAACCAGAUUAUCAAGUGCUUAGAUCAGCUUUUGUGCAGAGGCACUACCCAAACCGUCCAGAUUUUGAUUUCCACAAGUACAUGGUUCGUGCUCUUGAGCAUGAUUUUAAAGAAGUUGUUGGAAUCAGCUGGUACCUAUGGCUUUUCGUUAUCCUCUUCCUGCUGCUGAAUAUAAAUGGGUGGCACACAUACUUCUGGCUGUCUUUCUUGCCCUUAAUUCUGCUACUUAUUGUUGGCACAAAGCUGGAGCUCAUAAGCACUAGGCUGGCACAAGAAGCAGCAGACUGUCCAGAUGGAACAUCAGGAGAUCCCUGGACAAAGCCAAGCAAGGAGCACUUCUGGUUUAGCAAGCCUAGGAUUGUUCUCCAUUUGAUCCACUUCAUCUUGUUCCAGAACUCCUUUGAGAUGGGCUUUUUCUUCUGGGUUUUGGCAACAUAUGGGUUUGACUCAUGCAUCAUGGAGAACAAAUCUUAUGCCCUCCCAAGACUUGCUAUUGGGAUCGUCGUCCAGGUGCUCUGCAGCUACAGCACGCUGCCGCUCUACGCCAUUGUCACCCACAUGGGCGGCGACAUCAAGCUGCAGGCGUUCGGCGAGACGGUGCACGUGUCGGUGCACAGCUGGGCGACGGACGUGAGGAAGAAGAAGCCGCAGCACCCGCACUCCCACCUCCGCAUCCCCUUCCUCAUGAAGCGCCGCCACAGCACCCGCGGCGCCGACGCCGAGGACGCCGCCGCCGAGGCCACCAGGGACCACCACCACCACGCGGGCAGCUCCGCCGCCUUGGCGACGGCGGCGGCGGCGGCGGGUCCGGACCUGGAGGAGAUCGUGGCGGCGACGUCGUCGGCGCCGGUCGAGGACGGGCACUACCCGCCGGCGCCACCGCAAGGCCGGCCCUGAUUAAGCCAUCAUCAUUCAAGUUCUCGUAUACGGACGGGCACGGCACAGGUUGCGCCGCCGGUCGAUCGCCGGCGGCGCGGGGCCGCCGUUGCAUGCAUGGCGUGGGAGGCUACCUCUCGGCUUCCACCGCUGGACCAAUGGUUAGGCGCCACGUGGCACAUGCAUACAUUGGACUUUGCUGUUUGCUGAGGACAUGAUGACUCAGCUGUAGAAAUGAGUUAAUAAUUGUACUCCGCAUGCAUGCAAACUCAAGGAACUGCAGACGUAUUUGUGGCAAACAAAACUAGCUAGCAAAUAUAUAUAUAUAUAUAUAUAUUUGCUUCGACAUUAUGAAAAAUAUUUCUCUUUUUCUUCUUUUGCAUGCGCUCAACUAGCUAGCUAGCCAAGAUAUACGUUCUCCGUGUUCCAAUGGAAAUU